AUGCUUUUUGUCCGGCCUCUUGCAGCGAUCCAAACCAGUCCUCCGAAGAAGAAGAAGAAGCGUUUGCCCUGGCUCUACCGGCUGGUCAACUAUGCUCUGGCGCCUUUUAUCCUCUCAAAGUGGGUUCGACCUACCCUAUUUAUCGCCUUUCUCGGUUGGAUUUGCUUCUGUAUCGCCAUUAUCCCGGACGGCCUUAUAAUCGGGCUUGACCAGGAACUGUCAAUGCCGCUUGACUCCUAUGUUCUGUCCUAUUUCAAGGACGUAGCCCAACUACUAGCUGUUGGUCCUCCUGUCUACUUCGUUGUGACCGAGGGCCAUGCCUAUGAUACCUUGACUGGACAAAAUCAAAUUUGCGGCGCUAAAGACUGUUAUAACAAUUCUCUUGUGAAAACAUUGAAGACACGCAUCGCUGAGGGUGAUAGGCAAGUAUCUUCGAUGGUUUAUAUUUUCUUAAAUCAGUGGCUUUUCUCUUUACAGGAUAACAUUCAGCUUGUCUUUCCUAUAAAUGUUGAAUUUUGGUUUAUAGCCUGUGGCAUUUAUCCUGGGAAAGCGCAGUUUGGGAAUGCCAUCGCGCUGGCAGACAGCGCAAACGGCCAAUCGAAGAGGGUGCUAUCUUCGCACUUCAUGGUGCAUCACUCGGUGUUGAAGACCACAGAGGACUUUAUUGAUGCCAUUCGAAAGGCUCGCGAAAUUUCCGAUGCCUUCGGUGCCCAGUGGGCCAAAGAGGACGGUCGCAGUGCACCCCCUCUGACGUUCGCACCUCAGCCAAACACGGUCUUUCCCUACAGCAUAUUCUACGUAUACUAUGAACAGUACCUAACAGUGGCAAAAGAGACCCUUGUACAAUUGAGUUUGAGCAUUGCGGCUGUGACUGUCAUCACUUGGAUCCUGUUAGGUCUGGACGUGGUCGCAACUCUAAACACAAUCAUCGGAGUAGCCGCCAUUCUC
Molecule: messenger RNA, 948 nt
Organism: Dibothriocephalus latus
Lineage: Eukaryota; Metazoa; Platyhelminthes; Cestoda; Diphyllobothriidea; Diphyllobothriidae
Source: the annotation of a GenBank genome assembly